Fusarium coffeatum is the source of this 1518-nucleotide messenger RNA. RefSeq lists its product as uncharacterized. Bases 1 to 1518 code for a protein of 505 amino acids. Gene Ontology annotation, biological process: transmembrane transport. The record is from RefSeq and is a predicted model, not a curated record. Gene Ontology annotation, molecular function: transmembrane transporter activity. Lineage: Eukaryota; Fungi; Ascomycota; Sordariomycetes; Hypocreales; Nectriaceae. The transcript is spliced from 4 exons.
AUGUCUCAGGAUCCUGCUACUGCCCCCGCCAAGGGCGGCAUCGCGACCGAUGCAGACUACCACGAUGCUCAAACCGACAUCGAUCUUCCUCGCGGUUGGAAGUACCGACGAUUCCAGCUCUUCGGCAAGACCCUUCCUUGGUAUGCUUCGCCACGCAUCCAGCUCGGCAUGGUCGCCUUUGUCUGUUUCAUGUGUCCUGGCAUGUUCAAUGCUCUUGGUGGUCUUGGCGGCGGUGGUAAAACUGAUCCCACUCUGGCUGAUAACAUGAACACCGCGCUCUACGGUACUUUUGCUGUGGUUGGUAUUUUCGGCGGCACUUUUGUCAACAAGCUUGGUGUCAAGCUUUGCCUCGCCUUCGGUGGUGUUGGCUACGGUCUCUACGCUAUCAGUCUUCUCGUCUCUGUUCACAAGCAUGUUCCUGGCUUCAACAUCUUUGCUGGUGUUUGGCUUGGUCUCUGCGCUGCUCUUCUUUGGACUGCGCAGGGUACCAUCAUGAUCUCGUAUCCUCAUGAGAACAAGAAGGGAAUGUACUUUGCUUGGUUCUGGGGAAUUUUCAACAUGGGUGCUGUUAUUGGCAGUCUGAUCCCUCUCGGUGAAAACAUUAACAUCAAGGAAAACAAGACCGUCAGCGAUGGAACAUACAUCGGCUUCAUCGUCCUCAUGUUCUUCGGUGCCCUUCUCGCUCUUACUCUUUGCAACGCUCGUGACAUUAUCCGCAAGGAUGGCUCCCGCGUUAUCCUGAUGAAGAACCCAACCUGGCAGAGUGAGCUGUGGGGUCUGUGGGAAACUCUCCGUUUCGAGCCCUUCGUUGUUCUCCUCUUCCCUAUGUUCUUCUCAUCCAACUGGUUCUACGUCUACCAGCAGAACUCUGUCAAUGGAGCCUACUUCAACACUCGCACCAAGGCACUCAACGGCUUGCUGUACUGGUUGGCUCAGAUCAUCGCAGCUGUUAUCUGGGGUUACCUCCUUGAUCGGGAGAACGUUAGACGUACUACUCGUGCCAAGGCUGCGUGGGCUGCUCUAUUUGUCCUCACCUUUGUCAUUUGGGGCGGUGGAUAUGCUUUUGAGAAGACCUAUACCCGUGAGACUGUUGCUCCUGAUUCGGGUUUCAUUCCCGGUGACUGGACAGACUCUGGCUAUGCUGGACCUAUGUUCCUGUACAUCUUCUACGGUUUCUACGAUGCCGCUUGGCAGGCUACUGUUUACUGGUUUAUGGGAGCUCUUUCCAACUCUGGUCGACGAUCCGCCAACUAUGUCGGCUUCUACAAGGGCGUCCAGUCCGUUGGUGCGGCCGUCAGCAACCACCUUGACGCGAAGAAGAUCUCGUACAGAUCCGAGUUCAUCAGCAACUGGGUCCUUCUCUCAGUGUCUCUUAUCAUUGCUGCCCCAGUCAUUCUUCUCAAGAUUCGCGACCACGUGAGCGCUGAGGAGGAUCUCAAGGGCACGGAUGAGACUAUUGCUGAUGUCCUACCUUCUUCUCACCCCGAGAAGAACCCUGAGAAGACCGGUAUUGCUUAA